Vicia villosa (hairy vetch) is the source of this 1297-nucleotide messenger RNA. Its product is annotated as calcium uniporter protein 2, mitochondrial-like. The record is from RefSeq and is a predicted model, not a curated record. Gene Ontology annotation, molecular function: calcium channel activity; uniporter activity. The coding region runs from base 80 to 1099 and encodes 339 amino acids. Gene Ontology annotation, cellular component: mitochondrial inner membrane; uniplex complex. Gene Ontology annotation, biological process: mitochondrial calcium ion homeostasis; calcium import into the mitochondrion. NCBI's taxonomy places the organism in Eukaryota, Viridiplantae, Streptophyta, Magnoliopsida, Fabales, Fabaceae. The transcript is spliced from 2 exons.
CUUCCUAUCUAUCUUACUUCAAGACAAUCCAUUGAACACUUUCAUUCUCUCUAGAAUUUCAUUUCUUUAAUCUCUAUCAAUGGCGUUUAAGAAAACCCUAACUCAGCGUCUCUUAAACAUCACCAAAAUGUCGUCGCAAUCGCUCUCGAAUUGUCGCAUUUCCUCUUCUUCUUUUCAAUCGCGGAUCCCUUCCACCGCCGCCAAGCGCGACAUUGCCCCGGAGCCCGGGGACGACGGUGUUUUCCGUAGGUUUCUCCAUAAGAGAGCCGCGUUCCGACCGGAGGUCCGAUCUCCGCAUCCUGCCGGGGAGAGUCUAAUCCAAAAACUCCGGGAGAUGGACAUUGCGAAGAACCGGAUCCGGUUGGACGGGUUGAGUCCGCCGGAGAAGGAGAAAUCGGCGGUGGAAGUCCAAGAUGUUAGGAAAUUGUUGAGAGCCGCGCAGCUUGAGGCGGUGAAGUCGAAGCUGAGGAAGAUCCAGCAGAGUUGCGUGUCGUACUCGGAGUUUGUUCAAAUGUGCGGCGAGAAUUGUUCCGAUCGAGAACAGGCGAAGCAGAUUGCGAAAAUACUGGACGAUUCCGCAACUGUAAUCAUCUUAGGCGACGUCGUUUUUCUGAAACCUGAACAGGUAGCAAAAACAAUCCAGGCUCUGCUCCCUGUACCCGGACAAAAACCUAAUGAUGCAGAAACAAAAGAACUUGAAGAAAUGGAGAAAGUGAAAGCAGCUAUUGACAACAAAGCUGCAACAGGGGUCCGCCGUGAGCUCUGGGGCGGACUCGGUUUUCUGACGGUACAAACAUUAGCAUUCAUGAGGCUCACAUUCUGGGAGCUUAACUGGGAUGUAAUGGAGCCCAUAUGCUUCUAUGUGACCUCAAUGUACUUCAUGGCUGGCUACACAUUCUUCAUGAGAACAUCCAAAGAACCUUGCUUUGAAGGUUUCUAUCAGAGCCGCUUCAGCACUAAGCAGAAGCGUCUGAUGAAACUUCACAAUUUUGACAUUGCAAGGUAUAAUCAACUCAAGGAUGCUUCGCCACUGGCAUCAUCUUCUGAGUUGAAUUCAACUACUGUUCAUCCAUUGAACCAAUUUCAGAGAACUUUUUGACCUGUAUCAGGUCGUUCGUUGGUUGGUAAUAUCAGUAACUGUAUCCGAUUAUUGCUAAGACAGUAACAAAAACUGAAGUAAAAUGAAAAUGAUAUUACGAGGGUGAGAUAGAAUUAGGUGCGGCUUUAUGUACAAUAGCUACUGAGUCUCUUUUUUUUUUUGCCUUUUUGUUUAACAACAUAUUAACCUUUUUGAAUA